Messenger RNA from Haliotis rufescens (red abalone), 2710 nucleotides. RefSeq names its product tripartite motif-containing protein 3-like. Gene Ontology annotation, molecular function: protein binding; zinc ion binding; ubiquitin-protein transferase activity. The transcript has 4 exons. Gene Ontology annotation, cellular component: chromatin; nucleoplasm. The record is from RefSeq and is a predicted model, not a curated record. Gene Ontology annotation, biological process: positive regulation of DNA-templated transcription. NCBI's taxonomy places the organism in Eukaryota, Metazoa, Mollusca, Gastropoda, Lepetellida, Haliotidae. The coding region runs from base 186 to 2126 and encodes 646 amino acids.
UGAUGUCAUUCGCUGACUACGGGUUUGUCGUCAACACAAGCAGUUGAUGGAGAGACGGGAAGCCAGAGGUUUGAUACUGUCCUUUUAGAAGAUACAGAGUUAAACUGAAAAAUAUACCCGGAACUCGGAAGUUGACACACGUCAGUUACUCUCCACCUAAACUGAGAAAAACGACACCUCCAAACAUGUCCACAGCCCUUGACCGCAACAUUGACCUGUCCAAGUACCGCCUCAAGGACCGCGUGCUCACGUGCACCAUUUGCCUCGAUCUGUUCAACGACCCGAAGAUCCUGCCUUGCUUCCACACAUUCUGUAAGGGUUGUCUAUGGAGUCAUGUUCUCAACACAGUGAAGCUACAGCGCUUCCCCUGCCCCCUCUGCCGCACCGAGAUCCGCCUCCCCGAGGGUGGGGUCGACCAUUUCCAAGGGAACUUCUACAUCCAAGAGUUCACCGACCUCAUAAAACAGGAAUCCGAGGUCAAGGUCAAAAAUACGAAAAAUGGCGGCCGCUCUGAGACAGACGUCACCGUUUUCGGUGAAAAGAAAUACCCCAACGCCAUCUCAUACAAAGACUUGUACUGCCCCACCCACGCAUAUAAGAAGGAGUGGGUGGUAUCGUAUUGUGCGAGGUGCAGGGUACCCAUCUGCCUGCAGUGCAAGAUGCACGAACACUCGGGGCACGAGUGGGAGGACUUGGCGGUGGUUGUGGGCGAUGCGCAGCGACAGCUCCACACGCUUGAUGCCAGGGUGAAGCGCUACCGGAAGGUCCUCGGGGAUCUGAGUGAGGACAGGCGUAGCUACAUGGACAACUUCUGUUCCCAGGUCAGCUCCGUCACCAACCAGAUCAAGACGUGUGCUGAGGACAUCAAGCACAAGGUGGACAGCAGAUGCGAGUCGCUGCUGCUACUACUGGACCAUCUGAAAGUGACCGAGACUAGCAGGGUGGAAUCUCACGAGCUCCAAGUGGGAACCUGCAUCAGCAGUCUAGGGGAGGUAACCCAGGGAGUAGAACACAUGAUGAAAGGGUCCGGUGUCCUUGACCUUCUAGCAAACAAGACUUACCUCAAGGAGAAAGCAGACGAUACUGUAAGGAGCAUCCCAGCAUUCAUAGAGAAAAUCAGCGUCGUCUACGAUCGUAAAAACCCCGACGGCUUGGCUCAAAAGAUUGAGUGUGCUUUUGGUUAUCUCAGCACGGAGAAGGAUAUGAGCGGGGGAGAUGACAGGGAGGCUGUCCUGGACCCUCCGACAACCCCUGGCCUGAUCACUGGACAACCUGAGGAGAAUGUCCAGCAACCUGUUCUUGAGCAGUUCAACGUAACGCCCAGCAGACCCGGCCUAAUACAGCGGGCCGUGUUUAAAGUUAGGCCUAACAAUGCAGGCAUCAGAUUCAUUGUCCCAAUACCUAGCCUGGGGAUUGUGAUCGGCUACGACUCGAGCCCCCGGCACCUGGACGUCGUUGACGAAGUCGGGAACAAGAUCCAGACCUACGACGCCGUGCCCAACACCUCCUGUGCGCUACUUCUGGGGCAAACUAACCUGGCGUUAUGCACGUCAACACCGCGACAACUGAGCCAGAGACGGCUGCCUCAGUUCAGCUCCAUCUCGUACCGCACCAGCGAACUGCCCUUCACACCCACAGGACUCGCCGUCAGGGACCCUCGGGAGCUUAUCAUCUGCGGCAAGGAGAAGGCGGGCAUUGGAACCGGCAUAUACAGAUACAGCCUGGAAACUAAACAGAUUCGCUGUGUGUACGCAAAUGGUGACCUUCACAUUCUAAAAGCGCCCUCUAGUGUCGUAGUCACUCAAGAUGGCGACGCCGAGGUGUUCGUCGUAUCUGACCCAAAGCGCAAGGCCGUUUUCUUUUUCGACAUAGCGGGGAACCUCCUGAAUACUUUCCCCACACAACGCUGUAGCUUCUGUCCAGAGGGUUUGUGCUGUGACGCUGAGGGCAACGUCCUUGUCGCCGACAAGGGAAACAACUCUGUCGUGCUUCUUUCCCCGAUGGGCGUAUUCAUUCAGGAACUAACGAGAGGCGUCAACCCCCGGGCCCUCAGCUUUGACGGGGCGGGGAGACUGUGGAUGGGGGAGUCUGAGGGAACGAUUACCAUCUUUGAUUAUGUCAUGUAGAUUGAGAGGGGAUUUAUAUUUUAUACCGUUCUUAAAAAUAUUAAGUUUCAUAAAUGGACUGGAAACUAUUCUCCUCCAUAUUUUGUAGGCAUGUUUUAAGAAAAUAUUUCUAUUAUAUUACGUAUAGAUUUUAGAAUAUAUAUUAUGUUUUCUACUAAAAAUAUAUCAUGUAACAUUUUCACUUGAUAUCAAUUUUUUUCGCGGAUCAGAAACCAUAUAAACACAUUAAAAGAUGUCUUAAUAUAUAUUCUAUACAAAUUAAAUUAUAACAGGGUUAAAUUGUGUAUUUAUGUUUGGAAUAAAUAUGUUCUUACAGUCAUUUUGGUGUCUUGCCGGCUUGAAUGUUCCAUACCUUCCAAAAUAUGAGGAGAUGAGGGCAUGGCUGUACUACCCAGGUAAGGUUCGUGGUUUGUGUUGGCUUUCACAACAGAUUGGUAGUAAAUAAAUAAAUGGAAAUCCGGAUGGUUACGGCCAAGAACGUCUAAACGUUGCCACGUGUCCUUAUUUGUACGUCCGCAGAAUUUCACUGGAAACGGUACUGCCUGAUGCAACGAAGUUUAAAUGGGCCCUGAUCUCUGACAAUU